Molecule: messenger RNA, 4632 nt
Organism: Thamnophis elegans (Western terrestrial garter snake)
Lineage: Eukaryota; Metazoa; Chordata; Lepidosauria; Squamata; Natricidae
Gene: FRMPD1
Product: FERM and PDZ domain containing 1
Exons: 15
Coding region: 1-4632 (1543 amino acids)
Cellular component (GO): cytoskeleton
Molecular function (GO): protein binding
Source: RefSeq, a predicted model, not a curated record
AUGGAAGAUCUAGAAACACACAAAGCACGCAGGAUAGAGCAGAUGGUAGCAAAAUGGCUGCGUCGAUCACGAGAUAAUUCAGCCAGAGGGAGAGCAUCAGUGAGUGAUAGAUCAUCCGAUGGCAGUAGGCAACCUCCAAGUCAUGUCAAACUCACAGUGGAUGUUCAAAAAGACGUGCUGCAUGGACAUUAUGGCAUUGAAGUUUCUCGUAAUUUUCGCCUUUUGAUCACAUCAGUUGCUGCAGGCAGCACUGCUGAUGGGAAGCUUCUGCCAGGGGAUCGCAUCCUUGCAAUAAACGACGACGCAACAGAAGACCUUACUGGUGAACAAGCAGCUGCUCUUUUAAGGGAAUCGCAAGGCACUCUCCAGUUUACAGUUCUCCGAUGCACCUCGGGUGGCCCUAAAUCAUCUUUUCUUACAGCGGAAAAAAGAGCCAGGCUAAAAACAAAUCCUGUUAAAGUCCGUUUUGCGGAAGAGGUUGUUGUGAAUGGACAUAAUCAGGGAAGUUCUCUUCUGUGUAUGCCCAAUGUUCUCAAAGUCUAUUUAGAAAAUGGACAGACUAAAGCAUUCAAGUUUGAAGCAAACACAACAGUCAAGGAUAUUGUUCUCACUUUGAAAGAAAAGCUAUCCAUUCAAAGCAUUGAACAUUUUGCCUUGGUUUUGGAAGAACAGUAUAAUGUGUUGAAGAUGUAUCUUCUGCAUGACGAUGAGCUCAUUGGACGGGUGGUUCAGAAAAAAGAGUCUCAUAAUUAUCGAUGCCUCUUCAGAGUUUGCUUUAUCCCCAGAGAUCCAUUGCAUCUUUUGCAGGAAGAUCCAGUGGCUUUUGAAUAUCUCUACUUGCAGAGCUGUAGUGAUGUCCUUCAAGAAAGGUUUGCUGUUGAGAUGAAAUGCAGUGUCGCGUUACGGCUGGCCGCCUUGCACAUCCAAGAACGGAUAAUCACCUGUGCUCAGCCACAAAAAAUAUCACUAAAGUAUAUUGAGAAGGAUUGGGGAAUAGAAAAUUUUAUUUCUCCAACUCUGCUCCGAAACAUGAGAGGCAAAGACAUCAAAAAAGCUAUUAGUUUCCAUAUGAAGAGGAAUCAUCUUUUGCUGGACCCAAGGCAAAAGAAUCUCCUUUCGGCAGCCCAAGUGCGAUUGUGUUACCUGCAGAUUCUUGGAGACCUGAAACUCUAUGGGGGGAAAGUCUUCAAUGCCACGCUCAUGCUACAGGACAGAGAGACAUGCAUUGCCUUGCUGGUGGGAGCCAAAUAUGGAAUCAGUCAAGUGGUUAAUAGCAAACUCAACAUCGUAACCUUGCUGGCGGAAUUUGCUAACAUAAGCAGAGUGGAGCUCACUAAAGAAUCUGACAAAGUAAGCAUGGUGAAGAUCUACCUCCAAGAUAUCAAGGUGCUCACUGUACUGCUGGAGUCCAACAGUGCCAAAGAUCUGGCUUGUCUCAUCAGUGGUUACUACAGAAUGUUUGUAGAUUCAAGCUGCUCCAUAUUCAUCUGGGAGGAGAGAAAACCUCAAAUGCACCGGAUCUCUGCUGAGGAAGGAUAUGAAUCUAGAACCUGCAGUGACUCUGAAGAAUCUUCUGAGCUAGAUUCCUCCUUGGAUCGGUUCUCAGACACACAUUCACCUAAGUACAGCAGUAUUAGUCCCCCAAUUGAGGAGGAAGGAGAGCAGCAAGAGCUGGAGCAAGAAAGGAAGACCUUGGAGGCCAAAGAAAUGAGCUUUUGCAAUGGGUACAACAUAAGCGAUAGCCUUUCAGAAGCCUCUGAUUCAGCCAACACAGAAAGCAGGGGGCCAAAGUCCAGUGGCUCAAGUGACUCUCUGGAUGCCUUGGAAGAAGAUGAUUUAGAAGCGUGCUCAGCAAGCAGGCCGGAGAUUUUUCAGUUUUGUAACUCUGCCCUUCAGAAACUGGCCAAUAAUGACAAGAUGCUUUUUAGUGCAGAUGGAGAUGAGGAAAGCAGAACAUCACAAGAAAGUUUUUUUUCUUUCCUCCUGCCAUCCCUGGUAUCCAGUCCGGUUCUUCCACAAUCAGAAGAGGAAUCCAAAAGAGAAAACGGUGUGAGCAUUCUAGAGUCCAAGUUGGCCAAAAGCAACGCCAUGGACUACUACAGCCUCUGUGCCAAUCUCUCACCAGCCAGCAGUGGAGGGAAGCAUACCCAGAGCAACAGUCCUGAAAGCUGCUCUUUGCAGGAGCCUGAAGACCAUGAGAAAAUCAGCGAGGGCCAGGCUCCUGUCUUUGUCUUGAGAUCUCCCCCUGGCUUUGAAAAGACUAAUUCAGAUGAUAACAUCUGUGAUGGAAGCAAAAGGAUGAGCCCAGCUGAGCCACAAGCAGGUUCUGAAAUUCUGCCCCUACACCGUUCCCAAGAGUUGCCAUCUUGUGGCAGUUUGGAUGAAAACAUCCUGUCAAGGCAAAGUAGAAGGAUGAAAUCCAAGCUAGGAAAAGACCCAACGUGUGCCAAUAAUUUGAGGAAAAGAAGGUCCUUCCUCGAGACAAAUUAUACUUCCCAAGUUAGUUUCCCCAGCACUUCACCUGAAGCGCUGGAAACCAGUGUUUGUUGCAAUAAAGACACUACCAUUUCAGGAGUUUCAAACCCCACAGUUGAGUCUUUAUGGAAGGAACCCCAGCAAAUUCCCAAUCUUCUUGAAGUCACACAGAAAACCCAGGUGGUCCAAAAUUCAACCUCUUCAUCUGAUUCAACAGAAAUGAGGCAGAAUUCAUCAGUACUCAAUUCAGUCUUGUGCCUGGCCUCUGCGCAGGCAAGUGGAGGAAGUUUAGACUCAAGCGAUUGCUCUUUAGAUUCUUUUUAUAUGCCCCCUCAUCACAGUCCACAUUUAAGUACACCAGAAAUUAAUUUUCACCCGGAAGGUCUUGAUCCCACUUGUGAAAUAAAAACAGAAAAGCUUACAGAAAUAGCUAAGCAAGUUCGGGGACAUUGUGAAGUAAAAGCAGAGUGUUCUGUAAAGCAAGGACUUGACAAAAAAGUGAGGACAAUCAAAGCUACGCCUCCAACAGGAGUCAGUUAUGUAUUGAUUGAAGAAAUAAUACACACUACUACCAAGCCUUCUGGGUCUCAGAACAGCACCCAAGGCAAACCUUCGUCUUUCGCCCCAAUCUUGGACCUGGAUUCUCUCCCUGCAGAGAAAGCUAAGAAACAGGAAUGGGUUAUGUUAGAUCCCUGCAAGAGAGCCAAAGGUGACUCCAUCUUGUGUGAUUCCGGCCAGGCCCAUGGAGACUUAAAGCUUGAAGAAGGUAUCAGCCAAUUGUCAAAAAAGGGUGCUGCACAGAAAUUGGGAGAUGAAAAACAUCUGGGGAUUUCAAAUGUAACUCAACUAUUUUUCAACUGCAGUGAUACAUCAGGCCAAAUUUGCUGGCCAAAUUUCAGUUCAGCAGCAGAAAAUGCAAAAAGCUGUCAGCAAUCAGAUCAUGAGUGCCAAGGAAUUACUAGCCGAAAUGGCCUAGGCGUUAAUAAUUUAGCUUUAAAAGAUGGCAUUAUAAAUCAAGUCCCAGCCCACUUAUCAGCUGUGAGUAUGUCUCAUAAUCUGUGCCAAUCUACAGACAUUGCUGGUGACUUUAAAACAAGGGGGGGAAACCUCACAGGAAAUGCUUUCCUGAAAGAUGAUAAUAAGAGAUCCCGUUCACUAAUGGUUUCCUCAGAGGAGAACACAGAACAAAGCAAAACUGAUAAUUCAGCUGAACAGGGCUACCCUUCAUUUGACAUUUCGUCUAAAGCAGCCAGGCCCAGUGGGAAAAACUGUACUUCAGAUCUAUCAUUUCUCUCUUCUGACAAUGCCACUGGAGGUGCAGUGGCUUUCAGUGACACAGGUCCACCAGGUUUAGUGAAUUCUGAGGAAACAUUUAUACCCAGACAUAAACUGGAGAGAUGCAGCUGCCAGUUGUCUUAUGCAAGCUGUUUCCAUGGGGUAGACAAUGAAGCAGAAUUAGACAGCACCAAACCUUUCGCAAGUAGCAUUUCUGAAGGACCCUUAACAACUCCACCUUCAACAAGAAACCCACUGCCUUCAGAUUUUAAUCCCACCAGGCACCACCAAGAACAUAUUUAUAUGAACGGGACCCCCAGAGAUUCUCAGAAUCACAGAUACCUCCCAGAAUUGCCUAUCAAAGAACUGAGCUAUAUGAAAGAAAAAUGGUCUAUCUCGCCACUUGACUUCUGCCAUUUGUUAGGAGAUGUAGUAGAGCUAAAGGAAAUUUUAAGGCGGUCUUCAGGAAACCAAAGAAAACAUCCAGUGGAACAAUGUGCUGCCUUUUUUUCAGAAAACAAGAAUGCCUUGUAUGUGGAAUCACAGAGAUUGUUAGUUAAUUGCCAGAAGAUUAUCGAAGCACAAGGGCCUUCUCCCGAGACACCAGUCAUAGUUCAAAAGACCUUCCAAAACCUUCUCCAGUUGACGGAAGUAUGCCUACAGUUCACAGACUGUGACUUUUGCAGUAGUGGGCACACAGACCUUAAAAUCAACCUGCGGGAUGUUUUAUGUAGCUAUCAACAGUUUUUGGAAGCAUGUAGGCAAACUCAUGAGAAGGAUUACUCCAGUCUAAGCUUAAAACUUUGUGUGUGUCAAUAUACAGCCCUCACUGCUUCCCUUUUCUGCCUUACACAGCAGUUCAAAGCUUCAUCCUGCACAUGA